UGCAGUCCUUGCGACACGAUCUCAAGCUUCCUGUGUUACUGGUUUGACGACAAGGGUUAAUCGCGCGCGAGUUAUACAAAUAUAUCGAGUGACGGUGAAAGAUACACCAGCAAGUAUUGCGCAGUCAUUUUCUUACUCAUUAUCCUUCGCGGCCGAGGAGAAAUCGAGCGUGCGCAAUCGCGCGCCGAAUCGAAUUGAAUCGGAGUAUAUCAAAGUGAUCAAAGUGAGACAGAAGUUUCCUGUUAUUCUUCGUAAUUUUGCAUGCACCGUGACGUAUUUGAGAGACAUUUGUCAAACUUUUCGCGUAUGGGACAAAGAAGGAAACGUGGAAAUCAGUUGACCAAGGACGCAUUCAGGUUUGUUCGCAUGAAAUCGCGGUAACAUUGUAUCACGUAAUAUCGCGCUAUCUCGCGGGAUAAUGGAUCAGUCGCGUGGCGAGGGGUGAUGGACAAUAGAUGGACGCUACGUGUCGCUGUUCAACCGACGGCUCGCGAGAAUAGUAUGUGGUAUACGCGUGUGUCAAUCGCGCGAGAUCGAUUGUUCGAACUUUUCAACAAGUUGUAACGCACCGACUAAAUUAAUUCUCUCUUUGACGUUUACUCGGUCGAAUUGUGCUACUUAUGUGUGCGUAUAUGCUUGAAAGGAUCGCGAUGAAAACGUAUUUUAUUGAAACGUUUCGCGGACGCGAAGUUUAACGCGAACGAUGCUGCCAUUUCGGGCUCUAGUGAAUUUUUGCUAGUGACAAAAAAAAAAAGAAGUUCAUAAAUUAUCCAGUUAAUUGGAUGGUGAUCAACAGAUCGAUUUUGGAGGAGCGUUGUUUGAGUUGACAGCCUUUGAAAACAAGUUGAAAACUUUGGAAACUACUGGAAAUUGUGUAACGUGGUUGGACGUGAUUGUUGAUGCCUCGACUGUUCUAACAUUCCCAGAGAAACGAUCGACUUUGCAAAGGAACAGGUGACGGUGGCGGGAACGAGCAACGUGGGACCGCACGGAAGAGGAGGUGGGAAGGGGGAUUGCGUGUGUCCCUUCGCAGCAGGGUUGUCGAGGAGGCGGGACAGAGGGUGGCGGGAAUCGGCGGGCAGGAAGAGUCGCAGGAAGUGGCUUGGAGAGAGGGUGGCGCGAGAAGGGAGGAGGUUUGGAGGAAGGAGGAGAACACAACGCAGGCUGUGUGUGUUUGUGUUGAAGGAGAAAACGGGAAGAACGUCGUUGAAAAGAAGAGAAACGGGGGAGAAAGUGUGCGGGGGAAAGAGGAAUAGAGAGGGGUAGGGACGUGUGUCGUUGACGUGAUUACGAGUGACGUGACGUGACGUGACGUGACGUCGAGGCGUCGAGAUGCUCCUGGAUGAGAUGGCCGCCUCCGUUCACACGCUGCUGUCACUGCUUCUCGUCCUCGGUGGUUGUACGCUGUGCAACGGCAGGAUCACGAAUCAGGAGAUAGUGACAAUGACAGAUGCGGAGGCAGUGGCAGGUGGAAUUGCUCAGUUACCAUGCGACGUGGAACCUCCAGUCCCCGGGGACAAGCUGCAUCUAGUUAUUUGGUACAAGGAGGAAGCAGACGCACCGAUAUACAGUUUCGAUACGAGGGGUCGAAACAACCUGGAACAAGGGAAACACUGGCAGGAUAACAGCCUCGAAAAACGUGCCUUCUUCAGAUAUUCAGAACACCCCGCGAAACUCAUUCUCGAGAAAGUCGGUGAGAGCGAUGCUGCCGUUUACAGAUGCAGGGUCGAUUUCAAGCAAUCCCCCACCAGGAACAGCAAAGUGAAUCUCACGAUUAUCAUACCGCCGGAACAGCUUAGCAUAUUGAACGAAGAUGGAACGUCUCAUAUUCCCUAUUACAUCCUGGGCCCAUACACCGAGGGUGCAUCUCUGAAUAUUACCUGCGACGCUACUGGUGGUCGACCUCAGCCAAGAGUGACGUGGUGGCAAGAGAACGCUCUCCUCGACGACACUUACGAAACUAUUGAAACGAAGAAGGUGCGAAAUGUGCUGCGAUUGGAAAAGUUGGGUCGCGAGCAUCUGAACACGGUUUUAACUUGUCAAGCUUCGAAUAACAACAUGGUCGCUCCGAUAUCCAGUUCUGUUACCCUCGAUAUGAAUCUGAAACCAUUGUGGGUCCGUAUGCAAGAGAAGAACCGUCCACUUAGCGCUGGCACCAUAUACGAGAUCAUUUGUGAAGUGGUUGGGGCCAGGCCGACGCCGAAAAUCACGUGGUCCAAGGGUAGCAUAAUGCUGAGGAACGCCAGACAAACGAUAAGCCCCGACAACAACGUCACCACCAGCGUCCUCACGUUCGUGCCGAGUAUAGAGGAUGCGGGCAAGUUCCUCUCCUGCCACGGGAGCGUGCAGAAUAUCCCAGAUUCCGAGAUGAAGGACGAGUGGAAGCUCNACAUAUACAACGAGCCGGUGGUUACCCUCGAGCUCGGCAGCAAUUUGAACUUGAGCGCAAUCCGCGAGGGUAUCGACGUUUACUUCGAGUGCAAUAUCAAGUCGAAUCCGUGGGUGUACAAGGUCUCCUGGCGGCACAACCGUAAUCCGUUGUAUCAUAAUCAAGCGACUGGAACCAUAAUCAGUAAUCAAAGCCUGGUACUGCAGAGCGUGACUCGCAGUAGAGCUGGGAUCUACACGUGUAUUGGCAGCAAUCAGGAAGGCGAUGGAGAGAGCAAUCCACUGAAUCUGGACAUCAAAUUCGCCCCUGUUUGUCAUCACGGUCAGGUGAAGGUAUUCGGUGUGGCGCGACAGGAAACCGCGAGGAUACCGUGCGAGCUCGAGGCAAAUCCACCGGAAGUAACGUUUAUGUGGAAGUUCAAUAACACAAUGGAGACGAUCGACAUACCUCAAGCACAAGUCAUCAGCGAGCGAACACGUUCCACGGCCUCUUACACACCAAUGACCGAGUUAGACUAUGGUACUCUGCUUUGUUGGGGUACAAAUGAGCAGGGAACGCAACUUGAACCUUGUGUCUAUCACAUUGUCCCAGCUGGUCACCCGGACACACCGCGCAAUUGCUCUCUUUUGAACCAGACAAUAGACUCGCUGUACGUGGAGUGCAUCGAGGGGUUCGACGGUGGUCUGCCGCAGAAGUUCACGAUACAGGUGGACCGUGAGUCGGGAACAAGCAGCACAUCCUCGAAACCGAGCACCACGGUUUAUAAUCAAACGAGCAAAGUGCCAUCGUUCUCGGUCGGAAAUCUCGAGCCGGGGACCACCUACGACGUCCACAUAUACGCGAGCAACAGCAAAGGUCGAAGCGAGAGCGUCCAUUUCCGUGCAACCACCCUGAAUCUGCCCGAAAGGCGAACAGGUGAGAAGCUGGCGCAACCCCCUCCCCCGGAGAAUUGUACGAUCAGGGAAGAGAGUCGGACAACGGUGAGGGUGAGCUGCGCCGAGAGCGAGUUCAUCGACCCUCGGACUGCCACCUAUGUCCUCCAGGUCUUCGACGCGGACACCAGGCGUCUUUUGGCCUCCGCGACUAGCAUGACGCCUAGCAUGCUCGAGAUCACCGAUCUGCCCGCGGAGAGGAGUUACUCGGGCCUGGUUCUCUCGCUGAGGAUCAUGACGGAGCACACGAUGAGCGACGCAACGGUUCUUCACAGCCCGCACUAUGUUCAGGAGGGUAAGAUAAAGGAGCAUCAAGCAUACCCAGCUCUCACGCCAAAGAUACUGUCGCUGUCCGGACCACUGUUUGGCAUGGUAGUCGGAUCGACGGCAGGUGUUCUACUAGUGGGCUUCGUGAUAACCCUGGCGGUGAAAUUACGGCUUCGAGCAAGGUCUCAGGAGGACAAGGACUCUCACGACGACGGUGGCAUGGCAAACCUGGCCGCGUCCGGUACCGGCAGCUCCUCUCCACGUGAUAAAUCGUCGACCCUGCCUCUCAAUUCCGACAGCAUUGAGAGUUUCGAGAAGGAUCCAGAUAUAAUUCCUCACGCUAACGAAAAUUCUUACUCUGAAUUGUGCAAGAGUACUUCACCACGUUAUGUAUUACAUCAGCCACGAUCGGAUGCAAGUACUUUUACCAAUACAAGCAACGGAUCAGAGUUAACGUACGCCGAGUUGUCGCUUCGGGGUAACCGACGAAUACCUCCUAAUUGUUAUCAGCCAGUACAGGUAUCCAAUAUUCAACGACCUCAACUGCUGCCCAUGUCGACUCUGACGCGUAGGCAACCUAUCCAGGAACCGACGAUUUACGCGCAAGUCGCCAGUCAUUCUAAGCCGAUUUAUGUGCCGCCUCCACAUCCAUACAUGAGUCGUAACAAUGACGAGACCACAGCAGAAACUCCAUUAAUCGGACAUGACAAUAAGAUUACUACCAUCAGCCAAUCUGGUAGCUCAAUAUGGCGUACCGAUACGCCACCAGUUUCAAAUGCACCAACGACAUGAUUCUAAAACUUUCGAUUAUAUUCGAAGCAACGUUCUACUCUUAAUAAACGUUUUUCCACGCACCGUUAAUUACAAAAAAAAAGUUAAAUUCAUUUAAUAGAACAAGAAAAAAAACGAAAAAGAAAAGACUACCGCACGAUGUUCCUCGUAGAUCAUUUACGCGGAACGACGCGACGUGUAUGAUAUGUUAUCGUUAAACUUUCUCGUACAUAUGUUACAGAAGGUUCUCAAUAAAUAAUGAAGAAUGAAAGUAAUAUAAAAACACACGCACACACACACCCACCCACACAAAUGUUUGCGCGAAGUAUAAUACGAAUAUAUUAUAUAUGCUUUCCGAAUGAUUUGUGAUAGAGUUAUUAUUGAAAUGCGGGAAUGAUUGUCUCGAAUCGCGAUGUCUCGAACUUCUUGUCGAGAUAUCGAGAAUUACGAUAUCUCGAAUAGAAACGAAUUUUCUGUUUCGCGGAUAAAACAACCGAUGGCGCAGUAAUCGACAGUAAUGGUUCUAAUAAUUGAAAAGUAUUAAUUUCGUUGAUCCUUCUCAACCGUCCGUAAAAGAAGGGAAAGAAAACAAAAUGAAAAAAAAAACAAUUGAAAGAAGAAAUUGCAAAAUUUUCUAAUUGCAUAAUUCAUCAAUUCGAAUUGUAACAAUACAAAAAUGUGUUCUCAUUGUACACUUCGACUUAAUUGAUAAGUGGAACACAUUUAUAAUACCACGAAGUACAAUCAAGACGGCGAAUCCCUAAUUGUUUUUUCGUUCAGUAUUACGUCUACAAAGUAUAAUUUGUAGAAAUGCGUUAGAAUUAAUGAGAUGAUAUUUAUGUAUACAUAUAUUGAGCCUGCGUCGAAAGUUAAAACGUCUCGAGGUGUUUUUCCGCAGCUUAAUUAUUUAUUGUUAAACAUAAAUGACGCGAAAAAUUUCGUGUACAGAUUUAGAUAAAUGCGGUGUUAUUAUAACGAUGUUAUCUAAUCAUGAAUAGAAUUUAAAGAGA
Molecule: messenger RNA, 5369 nt
Organism: Apis dorsata (giant honeybee)
Lineage: Eukaryota; Metazoa; Arthropoda; Insecta; Hymenoptera; Apidae
Exons: 18
Coding region: 1333-4380 (1015 amino acids)
Molecular function (GO): protein binding
Source: RefSeq, a predicted model, not a curated record